AGCAGUCGCUGCUGGGCGGCUGCCGGCGGGAUCGGUCUGGGGAGACGCCGGGGACCGAGUAGCGGCCAGUCGGACACCUGAGCUGCCGCUGCUGGACACAAACCCGCAGGACAGAGAGUCAAUAUGCAUUUCCAAGGUGUUGGGCUGUGCUUGGGUCUUCUGUUCAUCACGGUCAGUGCAGACCUUAUGGAUGAUGGUGUUGAGGUGGAAGACGUCAGUGAAAACUCAGAAGAUGAGCCUUCCUCAGGGACUAUUAAAUAUAAGACACCUCAACCUAAAGGAGAAGUCUAUUUUACAGAAACAUUUGACAGUGGAAAUCUGGCCGGGUGGGUCUUAUCAAGAGCAAAGAAGGAUGAUAUGGAUUCAGAAAUUUCUAUAUAUGAUGGAAGAUGGGAAUUAGAGGAGCUGAAGGAAAACCAGGUACCUGGUGACAGAGGGCUGGUUUUAAAGUCCAAAGCCAAGCACCACGCAAUAUCUGCUGUCCUUGCAAAGCCCUUUAUUUUCGCCGAUAAACCUCUGAUAGUUCAAUAUGAAGUAAAUUUUCAAGAUGGCAUUGAUUGUGGAGGUGCAUACAUUAAACUACUUGCAGACACUGAGGAUUUGAUUCUGGAAAACUUUUAUGAUAAAACAUCCUAUACCAUCAUGUUUGGACCAGAUAAAUGUGGAGAAGAUUAUAAACUUCAUUUUAUCUUCAGACACAAACAUCCCAAAACCGGAGUUUUUGAAGAAAAGCAUGCCAAACCUCCAGACGUGGAUCUGAAGGAGUUUUUCACAGACAGAAAGACGCACCUCUACACCCUUGUGAUGAAUCCAGAUGAUACGUUUGAAAUAUUAAUCGAUCAGAAAGUCGUGAACCAAGGGAGCUUGCUAGAGGAUGUGGUCCCGCCUAUCAACCCACCCAGAGAAAUUGAUGAUCCCAAUGAUCAAAAGCCCGAUGAGUGGGACGACAGAGCCAAAAUCCCCGACCCCACGGCGGUCAAGCCGGAGGACUGGGAUGAAAAUGAACCUGCCCAAAUAGAAGACUCAAGUGCCAUUAAGCCUGAUGGCUGGCUUGAUGAUGAGCCAAAAUUUAUCCCCAAUCCUAACGCUCAGAAGCCUGACGACUGGAGUGACGACAUGGAUGGAGAGUGGGAGGCACCACACAUGCCUAACCCGGCCUGUCAAAUCGGAUGUGGCGAAUGGAAACCUCCCAUGAUUGAUAACCCAAAAUACAAAGGAAUCUGGAGGCCACCAAUGAUCAAUAACCCUAGCUACCAGGGAAUCUGGAGUCCUCAGAAGAUUCCUAACCCAGAUUAUUUUGAAGAUGACCACCCAUUCCUUCUGACUUCUUUCAGUGCUCUGGGCUUAGAGCUUUGGUCCAUGACUCCCAACAUCUAUUUUGAUAAUUUUAUCAUCUGUUCAGAAAAGCAGGUGGCAGAUCACUGGGCUACAGAUGGCUGGGAGCUGAAGAUAAUGGUGGCAAAUGCUAAUGAGCCUGGUGUACUCAGACAGCUAAUGAUAGCCACAGAGGAACGCCCGUGGCUUUGGCUCGUGUACCUUGUGAUGGUGGGGUUGCCCAUAGCACUGGUCACUUCAUUCUUUCGGCCGAGAAAAGUAAAGAAAAAAUAUGAAGACAUGCAGCCUAAAAAACCUGACAUAUGUAAACCGCAAACUAAGGCAGCUCUGGAACAAGGGGAAGAGGAGAAGGCCCCUGAGAAGCCAGAUUUGGAAGAGGAGAAGAAGCCAAGUGCUGGCGACGUUGGUGACAUGGGUGACGUCACCAUCAUGGAAAAGGAGGAAGUUGGUGAACCAGAAGAAAAGAGUGAAGAACAAUGUGAAAUCAUAGAAGGGCAAGAGGAAGUGAACAAGUUGAAUAAAUCUGGAUCAGAGGAUGAGAUGAAAGAAGCUGAUGAGAGCACAGGAUCCGGGGACGCACCAGUCAAGUCGUUACGCAAGCGGAGGGUGCGGAAGGACUGAAGGCAUCAAGUACGGCCACUCCCCAGAGGGAGGGACAGCA
Molecule: messenger RNA, 1996 nt
Organism: Acomys russatus (golden spiny mouse)
Lineage: Eukaryota; Metazoa; Chordata; Mammalia; Rodentia; Muridae
Gene: Clgn
Product: calmegin
Exons: 15
Coding region: 124-1956 (610 amino acids)
Biological process (GO): protein folding
Cellular component (GO): endoplasmic reticulum; endoplasmic reticulum membrane
Molecular function (GO): calcium ion binding
Source: RefSeq, a predicted model, not a curated record